CAGUUGUUCCGGGGAGAAGAAGAAGAAAGAUGGCCACAGCUAAUGUUAGCUAGCAGGUGGGGCUCGAAAAAUGUCGCGUUCUCGAUCUUUAUGUCGUGUUUUUCCUCUUCGUUCACACGCAGCCGUCUUUAAAACCUACUCAGCCGACAGUGUAGCGCCUCGGGCAGGAAGUAAUCCCCACAGUGUGUAACUGGAGCGAGUAAUUAAGUAGUUUUUUUUGUGCGGCUGUGUUGUGUGUUUGUGCCGGGGAGGGGGUCGUGUCAGCUCCGGUCAGCUGUCCGUCAGUUUAACCGUCAGUCGGUGACGACGGUGGUGUUCAGCCAUCAUGGCGGCUCCAGUGAACAUUACUCCCAGUAAAACCUGGGAGCUGAGUCUGUACGAGCUGCACAGGAGCCCUCAGGAGGCGAUCAUGGAUGGGACGGAGGUGGCCGUGUCUCCUCGCUCUCUGCACAGCGAGCUGAUGUGUCCCAUCUGUCUGGACAUGCUGAAGAACACCAUGACGACCAAAGAGUGUCUGCAUCGCUUCUGCUCCGACUGCAUCGUCACCGCGCUGCGAUCCGGGAACAAAGAGUGUCCGACCUGCAGGAAGAAGCUCGUCUCGAGGCGUUCGCUGCGCCGAGACUCAAACUUCGACGCUCUGAUCUCAAAGAUCUACCCGAGCCGGGACGAGUACGAGGCCCACCAGCGCCGCGUGCUGGAGCGACUCAACCGGCUGCACAACAAGGAGGCGCUGAGCUCCAGCAUCGAGGAGGGGCUCCGGCAGCAGGCCCGCUAUAGGAACCACCGGGUGAAGAAGCCGACUCAGGAGAGCGACAACACCACCUUCAGCGGUGGGGAGGACAACGGCGACGCUCGCUCACACCUGUCUCAUGACUCCGCCCCCUCACACACCCCUCACCCCUCGGGUCAGACCCCCUCAGAGGCCGGGCCGAGCCGCAAGAGGCCGAGGGCGUCGGACGACGGCUCGGGGGGCGAGGCAGACAGCGGCAGCCACACCCCUCCACUGAGACGCCACAAAGAGGGGCCGGGCUCUGAGAUCGAGCUGGUGUUCAGACCACACCCACAGCUGGUCCACGGCCAGGACUACAACCAGACCAGGUUCGUGAAGACGACAGCCAACGCCACCGUGGACCAUCUGUCUAAAUAUCUCGCUCUGCGCAUCGCUCUGGAGGAAGGACAGACCAAUGGAGAGACGGAGGACAGAGGAAGAGAGGAGGGAGGAGGAGGAGCUGAGGGAAGAACAGGAAGUGGAGAAGGAUCCGGUCUGAACAGCAUCAGUGAGAAACAGUACACCAUCUAUAUCCUGACGAGAGGAGGACAGUUCUCUACGCUGAACGGCUCUCUGACUCUGGAGCUGGUGAAUGAGAAGUACUGGAAGGUCCGGAAGCCUCUGGAGCUUUACUACGCUCCCACCAAGGAGCAACCACCACCAGCACAGCAGAAGUCUCCUCCACCUCCUCCUCCUCCUCCUCCUCCUCCUCCGCCUCCUCUUCCUCCACAGAUGGAGGCGUGAGGCGGAGCGGUGAUGGUGGAAGGUCAGUCGCUUCACAGAUUAUCAUCAGUGUGUCUCCAUUUGAAAAUGUACCGACACUAAGACGGUUUUAUCUGAUAUUUCAAAUGUGUGACGUCUGACCUGAGACCAGGCGUGAAGAAGAAACAGAAGAUCGGCAGCAGAGAGGAGACAGAAAACACAAACCACAGAAGAAGAGCUGGUAAAUCUUUCCUGCCUUUGUGUGCAGAGAACUCUCCGACGGUUUGCUCAUUAAUAUCAAGUCAGGAGGAAGAAUCGCUGUGACGGACCGGAGAUGACGAGUGGGAUCGUUCUCUGGUGUUUCCUCCUGAUGUGAAGCGUCUGCAGCUCGUCAGCGUCUGUUUUCCUUCAGUUUUAUCUUCUGCUCACUCACAUAUUUAACAGCCGCACAUUUAGAGAGACAGCGCUGUGCAAAGGCUCAUAUUACUGCAGCUCAAAGCUUUCCUGCUCUGGAUAUUUCACAUUUUUAGUUUUAUUUAUUCCUCCUUAUAGAAAAACUGCAGGAGAGGAUCCAGGCCUCAGAGUUCUGGUUUGUGACUUAAAUCUCAAGAUUGGAGAAAAAGUCAGAACUCUUCUUUUUUUUUUUUCCCCUUUUUGUUGUUGUUGUUGUUGUUGUUGUCGUUGUUUUAAAGACGUCCUGAUUCUCUUCUGUACAAAACAUCCGUGACAGCUGAUAGCAAGAUGUCAAACUGAAAGCAAAAACUAUGGAAGCACAUUUCAGUCAGGAAAGGUGAGAAAAUGAAAUAAUCAAAUAAUCAAAUAGGAUCUAAAUAUGUAAAAAUAUCGACCAGAUCCACCAAGACCAGCAGUCCCUUUGUGUUCAGUUGAGCUUAAAUACAACAUGUUACACUGCUCAGUUUUACUGGGCUCUGCAGGAGACUGUUCUCAUGUUAUUCCUCCAGAAACUAAAGAAAAUGGCCGAAUAAUUUCCUGUUUACUCGAGAAAAAUGUUUUGGAUCCGUCUCAUAAUCUGUCUGGACCGGGACCCGUCCUCCACAAGGUCCGUAAAGACACCUCCAGUACUUUUUGUGUAAUUCUGCUGACGAACCAACAAACUGAUGGGAAUAAAAAGGUAAUUAUAAGAUUCAGUUUUUGUGUUUGAUCGGCGCAAAACAUUUGUAUCUCUAAGUCGUGUUAAAUUAAUCUCGUCAUCAUUCUGUCAGUUAUUCAGAUUCCUUCUUCAUUUAUUUUCUUCCUCUUGGCAGAAAGCAGCUUCUAUAAAAGUAAACCAGACUCCAGAACAGAUAUUAAAUGCUUAGCGUCGCAGAGUUUGUUACUGAUCUUGUACUUUUUAAUAUUUAACCACUUCAGAAGUCUUUUUACUGCCGCUAAAACCUUCUGUGGUCCAGAUGUUUCACAUUCAUGUUGCGUUAGUUUGAUUUUAUUUAUUCCUCCAGGACGGGACACAAAACAAGAGUGAUUUAAAAAAAAUAUGAAAAUUGGUGAAACUUAUAUCAGAACCAGAAGAAAAAUUAUGGAACAGUGAGUUAUAAUAUUCAGAUUAAUAAGUACUUCAAAUGUUCGACCGGCCCAAAACAUCUGGACCUCAUCGCUUAAACACAAUAAUCCAGAACGUGUCUAAUAAUGUGGUGUGUCUGUAACUUUUAUUCCUCUGGGCAGAAACAGGCUUCCAUAAACAUCUGGCUGGAGGUCGACAGGACCGAUGAAACUUUGCUAAGUUUGUUCAUGAUGUCGAGCUGUCGGCUUUUAUUUCAACAAGACAGAAACCAACAUUCAAAACAAGUCAAGUCAGUUUUUGGUUGUUAAAAAAAAAAAAAGGUUGUCUUGUGUUUCUGUCUUUGACCUAAAAGAAUCUAUUUAAGUCUUUGUAUAAUUUAAUUUCUGAGGACGUGACUGAAGCUGUUGGCUGCCGUCUUGGCGACAGUAAAAACAUCGACGGUGUCUUAAUUCAGCUUUUCUGCCUUAAACAGUCGCAGAUACAAACCAACAGUCAGUCUGAGGAGCCUUUCCCAGCAUGCACUGGGGUAGACCAGGGUGACUGUUUGCAUUAAGGGAGAUUAUUUGAGUUGGUUAGAAGACGUCAGGUUGAACGAGGACGUGUGGAGGUUCCUACAGUUCCUUUACUGUGUAGUUUAAGACACACAUACCUUUAACGCAUCUGCUGUGUUUUAAUUAGAUUCACUUAAUUUUCUCAUUCCUUUCUUUUAAAGAAGAAGCCGUCACUCCCUGUGUUUGGUGUCGUGUCUUUAAAAAGCCAUACCGUUUAGUUUCCUCACUGUUUCGACUCUUCGUCUUCGUGCACUUUAUAUUUCCUGCAGCCAUAAGUUUUCCUGCCGUACAUCAGUUUAUAUGGAAUAUUUGUAUAUUUAAGAACGAUGCAAUAUUUCCUGUUGUAUUAAUUACACUUUCUGUCAGCGAUGCAGCACAAUAAAUAAACUCCAGAUAAUCACA
Messenger RNA from Acanthopagrus latus (yellowfin seabream), 3943 nucleotides. RefSeq names its product E3 ubiquitin-protein ligase RING2-A-like. Lineage: Eukaryota; Metazoa; Chordata; Actinopteri; Spariformes; Sparidae. Gene Ontology annotation, biological process: negative regulation of DNA-templated transcription. Gene Ontology annotation, cellular component: ubiquitin ligase complex; PcG protein complex. The transcript has 7 exons. Gene Ontology annotation, molecular function: ubiquitin protein ligase activity; chromatin binding. The record is from RefSeq and is a predicted model, not a curated record. The coding region runs from base 326 to 1513 and encodes 395 amino acids.